AUGGGGUCUGUGGGGUCCGUAUGGGGUUAUGGGGUCUAUGGGGUCUGUGGAGUCCGUAUGGGGUCUGUGGGGUGUGUGGGGUUAUGGGGUCUGUGGGGUCCAUAUGGGGUCUAUGGGGUCUGUGGGGUCCGUGUGGGGUUAUGGGGUCUGUGGGGUGUAUGGGGACUGGGGGUCUGAGGGGUCUGGGGGAUGUAUGGGGUUAUGGGGUCUGUGGAGUCCAUAUGGGGUCUGUGGGGUCCGUAUGGGGUUAUGGGGUCUGUGGGGUCCAUAUGGGGUCUGUGGGGUCCGUGUGGGGUUAUGGGGUCUGUGGGAUGUAUGGGGUCUGGUGUGUGGGAUCUGUGGGGUCCGUGUGGGGUUAUGGGGUCUGUGGGUAUAUGGGGUCUGUGGGAUGUAUGGGGUUAUGGGGUCUAUGGGGUUAUGGGGUCUGUGGGGUCCGUGUGGGGUUAUGGGUCCAUAUGGGGUCUGUGGGGUGUGUGUGGGAUGUAUGGGGUCUGUGGGGUCCGUAUGGGGUUAUGGGGUGUGUGGGGUGUGUGGGGUGUGUGUGGGAUGUAUGGGGGUGUGUGGGAUCUGUGGGGUCCGUGUGGGGUUAUGGGGUCUGUGGGUAUAUGGGGUCUGUGGGAUGUAUGGGGUUAUGGGGUCUAUGGGGUGUAUGGGGUCUGUGGGGUGUAUGGGGUUAUGGGGUCUGUGGGGUCGGUCUGGGGGAUGUAUGGGGUUAUGGGGUCUGUGGGGUCCGUGUGGGGGGUGUGGGGUGGGUAUAGGGUAUGUGGGAUCUGUGGGGUCCGUGUGGGGUUAUGGGGUCUGUGGGUAUAUGGGGUCUGGGGGAUGUAUGGGGUUAUGGGGUCUGUGGGGUCCGUAUGGGGUUAUGGGGUCUGUGGGGUGUAUGGGGUCUGUGGAGUCCAUAUGGGGUCUGUGGGGUGUGUGUGGGAUGUAUGGGGUCUGUGGGGUCUGUAUGGGAUUAUGGGGUCUGUAUGGGGUCUGUGGGGUCUAUGGGGUCUGUGGGGUGUGUAUGGGGUCUGUGGAGUCCAUAUGGGGUCUAUGGGGUCUGUGGGGUCUGUGGGGCCCGUGGGGUGGGUAUGGGGUCUAUGGGGUGUUGUGGGGUUAUGGGAUGGGGGGGGUCUAUAUGGAGUUAUGGGGUCCGUGGGGUGUUUGUGGGGUCUUUAUGGGGUCUAUGGGGUGUUUGUGGGGUCUGUAUUGGGGCUGCGGGAAGCCGGCGUGGCCGUUUGGGUGAUGGGGGCCGGGGGGAACGCGGCCGGCGGCGAGGAUCUGAACGAAGCUUCGGAAGCGGCGCCGGCGGAGCUGGGAGCGGAGGACGUUUGGAAGCCGCCCGACAUGGGGGAAACGGCGCUGUACAUCUUCACCUCCGGCACCACCG
Messenger RNA from Tympanuchus pallidicinctus (lesser prairie-chicken), 1372 nucleotides. RefSeq names its product collagen alpha-2(I) chain-like. The record is from RefSeq and is a predicted model, not a curated record. The transcript is spliced from 8 exons. The annotation marks the transcript as partial. Lineage: Eukaryota; Metazoa; Chordata; Aves; Galliformes; Phasianidae.